GAAGGAAUAGACAGAGACAGGUUUGGGCGUCUGAGAGCCUGUUAGCAGCACAGUUUAAUGUGAGCAGGGGAGCCUCAGGGGCUGUGACCCUGCUGGAACUGCCUGACCUGAGGAAGGAGAUUUUUAGCCUUGUGAGGCAGGGCUGGCUGUCUUUUGGGUGUCUGGUGGAGCAAGGAGCCUGUCAAGGGAUGGAGGAGCCUGGAAACUGCUCUGGGACCCUCCUCACCUUCGGUCCUUCCACAGCUCUGUCAGGCACGUUGGAAAUUUGUCUUUCCCUGUGAGGUCAGGGACAGCCUUGGGCAUCUCUGGGUGUGUCUGGAACAUCAGGGAAAAGAGAAGGUGUGGAGUAAACAUCAACUCUGCUCCUGCAGCUGCUCUGCGACAGCACUCGGGGAGGGGAUGCGAACAGCCAGGGACACUGGGGGAGACUCUGCAGCUGGGGCUCAGCCUGGACUGCUGGUUUGGGUGGGCUGGGAUGGUUUUCUGCAAAGCUGUAAGGCUUGUGAGGUGUGCCAGAGAGGAAAGGAGAAAUUCAGCAUGUGCAGGUCGUGCUUCCAGCUCUGUUUGUUCUUCAGGAAUAACUUCAGCCUCAGUAAGGAGGAGUCACUGUUUGCAGGCUCAGUGUUAUUUCCCACAGCACACUGUUGUUUUAGAAUUGCACACCAGGACCUGGGAAGGAGAGAGAUGGUGAAAAGGAAAUCCAGCAGAGGAGACUUCGUAUUUUCUGCUGAUCGUCUGAUCAGACUCGUGGUUGAAGAGGGACUGAAUCAGCUGCCCUACACAGAAUGUACUGUGACCACUCCAACAGGACACAAGUAUGAAGGAGUCCGGUUUGAAAAGGGAAACUGCGGGGUCAGCAUCAUGAGAAGUGGGGAGGCCAUGGAGCAGGGCCUGCGGGACUGCUGCAGAUCCAUCCGCAUCGGGAAAAUCCUGAUCCAGAGCGACGAGGAGACGCAGCGAGCCAAGGUGUACUACGCCAAGUUCCCCCCUGACAUCUACAGGAGGAAAGUGCUGCUCAUGUACCCGAUCCUGAGUACUGGGAACACAGUCAUUGAAGCUGUCAAAGUGCUCGUGGAACACGGGGUCCAGCCCAGUGUCAUCAUCCUGCUCAGCCUCUUCUCCACACCCCAUGGUGCCAAAUCCAUCAUCCAGGAAUUCCCAGAAAUCACCAUUUUAACUACAGAAGUGCAUCCUGUUGCACCAACACACUUUGGACAGAAGUAUUUUGGGACAGACUGACAGUCUUGGAACAACUGGAUAUGACUCUGGCAUUACAAGAGGUUUUUUUACAUUUUAUUACUGUUGAGUUGGUCGAGGGCAUGUUUAAAAACCUUUUUGGCCAACUAACUUAGGGUAGUGCUGGCCUGAACAGGGAUCAGGUACAGUGACCAAGCACUCCGGUUACACGGUCAAGCAUCUCCAUGUUGUGGUUCUGUAAUUGCCACACUCUGCUUUAACCUAUUUAUUCUUCUCCAGCCUGUCCGUGGCCACCUGCAAGAGCAAAAUAAACCCAACUAAACCCCAA
Molecule: messenger RNA, 1525 nt
Organism: Catharus ustulatus (Swainson's thrush)
Lineage: Eukaryota; Metazoa; Chordata; Aves; Passeriformes; Turdidae
Gene: UPRT
Product: uracil phosphoribosyltransferase homolog
Exons: 7
Coding region: 400-1239 (279 amino acids)
Source: RefSeq, a predicted model, not a curated record